AUGUCGAGCGCUACAGAACUUCGUAACAAGCAGGGUAUUGCCGACUAUACCAAGUACUGGAAUCCUGACUCGACCAAAGACACGGACAAAGAUCAGAGUGCCCGUCUAGACCAGUACACCGAUGUGGUGAACGCAUACUACGAUGGUGCUACUGACCUGUACGAGUAUGGCUGGGGCUUAAACUUUCAUUUUGCGCGGUACUACCCAGGAGAGGCCUUUUACCAGGCCUUGGCUCGUCAUGAGCACUUUUUAGCGCACCGGAUGAAUCUGCGUCCAGGCAUGCGCGUGCUCGACGUCGGCUGUGGUGUCGGUGGCCCGGCGCGUGAAAUCGCUCGCUUUGCCGGUGUGACCAUUGUCGGUGUCAACAACAAUGCCUACCAGGUGGAUCGUGCCAACAAGUACACGGCCAAGGCGGAGCUGCAGGACCAGGCCUCUUUUGUCAAGGGUGACUUUAUGAAGCUGAAGGAGCAGUUUGGCGAAAACAGCUUUGACGCCGUGUACGCCAUUGAAGCGACAUGUCACGCCCCGACGUGGGAGGGUGUGUAUGGCGAGAUUCUAAGCGUGCUUAAGCCAGGUGGUGUAUUUGGUCUUUACGAGUGGUGUAUGACCGAUGAGUAUGAUGCCGCGAACCCGGAGCACCGCAAGAUUGCACACGGCAUUGAGCUGGGCGACGGAAUUCCAGAGAUGCGUACGAUCAAGCAAGCCCGUGAAGCGCUCCGUACCGUGGGCUUUCAAAUCGAUGAGGAGAUGGACCUCGCCGACCAGGGCGACAAAAUCCCAUGGUACUACCCGCUGGAGGGUGAUAUCCGCAAAGUACAGACAGCCUGGGACGUAUUUACGUGCUGGCGCAUGACGUGGUUCGGCAAGUUUGUGACGCAGUCGGCCGUGCGUGCGCUCGAGUUUGUGGGUCUGGCACCCAAGGGCACAUAUGAGGUGGGAGAAUCUCUCAAGGUCGCCGCCGACGCCCUCGUCGCAGGUGGUCGCAUGAAGCUGUUCACGCCCAUGAUGUUCUUUGUGGCACACAAGCCAUCAGCAUAG
Messenger RNA from Malassezia restricta, 1038 nucleotides. RefSeq names its product sterol 24-C-methyltransferase. Lineage: Eukaryota; Fungi; Basidiomycota; Malasseziomycetes; Malasseziales; Malasseziaceae. The record is from RefSeq and is a predicted model, not a curated record. Gene Ontology annotation, biological process: ergosterol biosynthetic process. The transcript has a single exon. The coding region runs from base 1 to 1038 and encodes 345 amino acids. Gene Ontology annotation, cellular component: endoplasmic reticulum. Gene Ontology annotation, molecular function: sterol 24-C-methyltransferase activity.